This is a messenger RNA of Sclerotinia trifoliorum, 1087 nucleotides long. Lineage: Eukaryota; Fungi; Ascomycota; Leotiomycetes; Helotiales; Sclerotiniaceae. The record is from the annotation of a GenBank genome assembly.
GCCUCGUACUCUGUAACUUAACCUUACUCUAUGCGAAGUAUUCAUCACCACGCGCAAACACACUGUACAUGCCAUUCAUGACACCGGCUACCCAUAUACGAUCUAUUACUUUGUCAUUAUGGCUUCAGAAAGAUGUGAAGAUGCGAUAACAAAAGCAGAGAAUGAUGGAACCUCUCAAGCCUCUUCCAAAUCAAUCCAAAAGUCAUCCAAACCCAAUGCAUGUAUUGUAACACCAUUUGCAUUGUACCCACGCUAUGUGUAGUACUAAUAAAAAUCAUUACAGUUACCGAAUUAAUGUCAAACUCACGAUCCAAACGGCCCAACUCUUCCCCAACAUCCUCUCCUCCUCCGAAAAGGGUCGCAAAUUCAAAUCCCUUCUUCCCUGGCAGUGCAGGUCUAGGGGUCUAUAUAUCGGAUCCAUCAUCACACCCUGCCUCUCGCGUCAUCUAUCAUACCCAUUUAUUUGUAGCAAUCCAUGAUUUAUACCCCAAAUCCUCAGUUCACACCCUUCUCAUUCCACGAGAAGAGAGAUGGUAUAACAUGCACCCUAUAGCCGCAUUAUCCAACCCCGAAUUUCUCGAGAUGGUCAGACCGGAAGCAGAAAAGUUAAAAGGGAUAGUUGCAUCGGAGUUACGUCGAAGAUAUGGAUCAGAAUCUGCACAAGAUAUGGAAAGGGAAAGGAUACUCAGUGGGGAAGUCAGUUUAGAUGAUGAUGCUGAAAUGCCAGAAGGUAGAGAUUGGAAGAAAGAUGUUAUGGUUGGAAUUCAUAUGCAUCCAUCAAUGGAGCAUCUUCAUAUUCAUGUCUUAUCUGUGGAUCGUUAUUCUUCAUGUAUGAGGAAGAGGAAACAUUAUAGCUCAUUUGCUACACCAUUCUUUGUUAAUCUAUCCGAGUUUUCUCUAUCUAAGGAAAGGCAAGAAGCUUUAGGUAGAAGUGGCCAAGCUAAGGCAUGGUUACAGGGUGAUAUGAAAUGCUGGAGCUGUGGACUGAAUUUUGGGAAUAAAUUUGCUAAGCUAAAGGAGCAUUUGGAGUUGGAAUUCAUUGAAUGGAAAAAGAAAUGAAAAUCAAACAGAAUUCAUCAUCUACAUU